CAGUCCAGGAGAGCGAGGCGGACACACAGUUGAAUUGCAGGAUUUCCUUGUCGUCUAAAACCUCUGUCAAGAUGUCAAACAAUGAGAAUGCAGCCACCCUCCGACAAAGCAAGUUCAAGAACAAGGGAAAGGACACCUCAGAAAUGAGGCGAAGGAGAAUCGAAGUCAAUGUGGAGUUACGGAAGGCAAAGAAGGAAGACCAACUACUGAAACGUAGGAAUGUCAGCUCCUUCCCAGAAGAGCCAACUUCUCCGCUCCAGGAGAAGAACCAAAAUGGACAAACAUCCACCCAGUGGAGUGUUGAGGAGAUCGUCAGAGGAGUCAAUAACCCAAGCCUGGAGAUCCAGUUACAGGCUACUCAAGCUGCAAGGAAGCUGCUUUCCCGUGAGAGAGAACCUCCCAUUGAUCGGAUAAUACAGGCUGGCCUGAUUCCGAAGCUGGUUUCUUUCCUAGGACAAAUUGACUGCAGUCCUAUCCAGUUUGAGGCCUCGUGGGCGCUAACAAACAUCGCGUCUGGAAACUCUGAUCAAACCAAAGCUGUGGUAGAUGGUGGGGCUAUUCCAGCCUUCAUUUUGUUGCUUUCGUCUCCUCAUCCUCAUAUCAGCGAGCAGGCUGUGUGGGCUCUGGGUAACAUUGCAGGUGACGGCUCAGCCUACAGAGAUCUGGUGAUCAAACAUGGUGCUAUUGAACCCCUACUGAAUUUGCUUGCUGUUCCUGACCUCUCUGCACUACCUACUGGCUACCUAAGGAAUAUCACCUGGACACUGUCUAACAUGUGCCGCAAUAAGAAUCCCGCCCCUCCAAUGGAAGCCAUUACACAGCUUUUGCCCACUCUAGUGCGACUGCUGCAUCAUGAUGACCGUGAAGUCCUAGCUGACACCUGCUGGGCAGUAUCUUACCUGACUGAUGGCUCCAAUGACCGUAUAGAUGUGGUGACACAAACUGGGGUGGUUCCUCGAAUUGUUCAUCUCUUGGGUUGUGGAGAGCUGACUAUAAUGACUCCUUGUCUGCGUACCAUUGGUAACAUUGUGACUGGGACAGAUGAACAGACACAGGCUGUCCUUGAUGCAGGUGCACUGACUGUCUUUCCAGUCCUACUCAGUCACCACAAGAACAACAUUCAGAAGGAGGCGGCUUGGACUCUAUCUAAUAUAACUGCUGGACGCCAAGAGCAGAUCCAGGAAGUGCUCAAUAAUGGGCUAUUGCCUUAUCUCGUGGAAAUCUUAAUGAAGGGUGACUACAAGACCCAGAAAGAAGCGGUGUGGGCUGUCACAAACUACACAAGUGGUGGUACUAUUGAUCAAAUAAUCCACCUGGUCCAGGCUGGCGUGAUUGGGCCCUUGUCGAACCUCCUGUCGGCAAAGGACAGCAAGACCGUACUCGUUGUGUUGGAUGCCUUCUCAAAUAUAUUUGCAGCUGCUGAGAAGCUUGGAGAGAUUGAGAAGCUCUGUCUGAUGGUGGAGGAGUGUGGUGGCCUUGACCGUAUCGAGGCUCUUCAGGCUCACGAGAACGAACAGGUCUACAAAGUCUCUGCUGGCCUUAUUGAGAAAUAUUUCUCUACAGAGGAGGAAGAAGACUCUUCUAUUGUCCCUGAAGCUACAGCUGAUGGUUACACCUUCCCGGUCCACGAAGGAACUCACACUACCUUUAAUUUCUAAGCACUGACAUUUUAUUUUUCUUCCUGUUUGUCUUUUUUCUAUGUGGAGUAGCACUUUCUCAGACUUGAAAUCUUCUCUAAUCCUGUACAUACUGUGAAUUCUUUACAUUUUUCUGUAAAGAAGUCCUUUUAGCUCACAAUGGGCUCAGGUCACCUGUUUUGGAAGACCACUUUCGUUCUGUGGUAGAUCUUGGGUGCUCUAACUUGUCACCACUAUGGCACACAGCAAUAAAAGAUUAGCCACAAUAGAGUACAAAAGACAACCCUUUGAAAUGUUGGGCACGUAUCUGGCUUUAAAAGUUGAUUUCCAACUCAUGGGUAUUGUCUUUGAUGGUGGCUGUAUCUUUAAUCUUACAAACCCUGGCUUCUAGUUUUUUUAUUUUUUCUGAAUUUAUUAAAUAAAGCUCUCCAGAGCACUGACAUACGUAGUAUCACAUUACAUGUGAUGCCGCAUGCUAGGCCUAUCUGUUAACAGUUAAUGCAAGCCAUAGCAUUUAUAUUCCCUACUGAUGGGAUCCCAGUUUACAUGUAGACAGGCAGUCUAUUUAAAUUUUGUCAAUAAAGCCUUUUCUAAAAUUAUCAAUUUGCUUCUCUUUAAUUCUUCUAAACUGUGAAAUAUGUGGGAAUAGAGCAAAUCUACAAUCUUGUUGCAUUCAAUGGAUCUUUAAUAUCCGUACUUGUCACUAUGGGGGAAUUAAAAAUUGGAGGGGUUUUGUGCCUCUUGAUCACACCAAAGAUUUUAAUGUCAAUGGAGGAUCUAAUUUUUGAUCUCAGUGUUCUAAAAUGGCUAAAGUAAUAUUAUACAGAGUAUUAUUUGGGUUAAAAUGCUUUACUCC
Molecule: messenger RNA, 2493 nt
Organism: Pelobates fuscus (common spadefoot toad)
Lineage: Eukaryota; Metazoa; Chordata; Amphibia; Anura; Pelobatidae
Gene: KPNA2
Product: karyopherin subunit alpha 2
Exons: 11
Coding region: 72-1658 (528 amino acids)
Biological process (GO): NLS-bearing protein import into nucleus
Cellular component (GO): nucleus; cytoplasm
Molecular function (GO): protein binding; nuclear import signal receptor activity
Source: RefSeq, a predicted model, not a curated record